Molecule: messenger RNA, 1671 nt
Organism: Yamadazyma jaroonii
Lineage: Eukaryota; Fungi; Ascomycota; Pichiomycetes; Serinales; Debaryomycetaceae
Source: the annotation of a GenBank genome assembly
AUGUCAGACAAAGAAGUCAAAUCUCCAACUUUCCAAAGUUAUCUUAAUAACGAUGGAAUUGACGAAUUACAACCAGCUUUAAGAAAACACAGAGUCUCAUCAUUGAGUCUUUCAGAUUUAAAUCAAUGGCAAACUGGUUUAACCAAAUUGUCAUCUUCAACUUCAUUAAACAAAUCAUCAUCAACCAAUUUAACUAAGAUUGAUUCUUUGGCUAAAUUGUCAAGAAACUCUUCAAUCAUAAAACGUAAGAAGAGAACUAUCAUUGAUCAUGUCAGAGUCGCUAGUUAUGCUUUCUGUUUCGAUAUCGACGGUGUUAUAUUGAGAGGUCCAGAUACUAUACCUCAAGCAGUUGAAGCCAUGAAAUUGUUAAAUGGUGAAAACAAGUACAAUAUCAAAGUUCCAUCAAUCUUUGUCACUAAUGGUGGUGGUAAGCCCGAACUGGUUCGUGCGACUGACUUAUCUAAAAGAUUAGAAUGUACCAUUACCCCAGAUCAAAUUAUUCAAGGUCAUACUCCAAUGAAAGAUUUAGUCGGUGUUUAUGAAACCGUCUUAGUUGUUGGAGGUGUUGGAAAUGUUUGUAGAAAUGUUGCUGAAUCAUAUGGGUUUAAAAAAGUUUACACCCCAUUGGAUAUCUUAAAAUGGAAUCCAGCUGUCAGUCCUUACCAUGAUUUGACUGAAGAAGAAAUCAAAUGUUGUAGAGAAGCUGAUUUCUCUAAGAUUGAUAUUGAUGCAAUCUUGGUUUUUGCCGAUUCAAGAAAUUGGGCAGCUGAUCAACAAAUCAUCUUGGAAUUAUUAUUGAGUAAAAAAGGUAGAAUGGGAACUGAAUCCAAAACUUAUGAUGAAGGUCCACAAAUCUACUUUGCUCAUUCAGAUUUCAUUUGGGCUACCAAUUAUAAAUUAUCCAGAUAUGGAAUGGGUGCUUUACAAGUUUCCAUUGCCGCUUUAUACAGGGAACAUACCGGUAUUGAAUUAAAAGUCAACAGAUUUGGUAAACCACAAAAGGGUACUUUCCAAUUUGCUAACAAAGUGUUAACUAAAUGGAGAAAAGGUGUCUUGGAUGAACAUUUGAAGAAAUUAUCAAUUAAUGAUCCAAACGCCGAAGAAGCAGACAUCUUAAUUAACGAUGCCGGUGAGGAAAUUAUAAAUCAAAGCAAAUUGGAAACUUAUUCCUACUCAGAUUCUGAAGAUGAAGAUGAAGACGAAGACAUCAAAGGUUUCAAACAACAAUCUAAGAAAUUAGCUGUUGAGAAAAAAGAUACUAUCACCUUGGAAUUACCUCCUGCAUCAACAGUAUAUUUCGUUGGUGAUACUCCAGAAAGUGAUAUUAGAUUUGCCAAUUCUCAUGAUAUCUCAUGGCAUUCAAUUUUGGUUAAGACCGGAGUUUAUCAAGCUGGAACUGAACCAAAAUAUAAACCUAAGAAAUUAUGUGAAAACGUCUUAGAAGCCGUUGAAUAUGCCAUUGAAAGAGAACACGCUCUCGAAUUACAAGAAUGGAAUGAAACCGCUGAAGAUGAAGAUGUAAUGAAAUUGAAUUUCAAUGAUUUAGUCAUGACUCCAAGUGAAAGAAAACCUCAAAAAACUGUUGACCCUUCAGAGCAUGAGAGUAUAGAAGUUCCUGUGGUAUUGAAUGAACAAAUCGAAAAACUCAAAGACGUUGGUAUAAGUAAAUAA